AGCCUCACAUGAUAAGGAGGAUCACAAUCCCCACCCGCAAGGCAGCGCCCGGACUUAAAUAUCAGGGACCACUUUCUUGCUCCAUCUCACAUCCACUCCUUCUUUUCUCUCCAAAACAUCGAGCCGAACAUCAAAAUGGCCUCGUCAGAGUACUCGCAAACACUGCAACACAUUACCGAUGCGAAGCUCGAGGAGCUUUCCAUCAAGCGCCAGAUAUUCCUGGAGCGCAAAGCGUCCGCCCUGCAGACAGCGGAGUCUCUACUCUCACCGAUCGCAAAGAUCCGUGCCCUCGCCGAUGGAGUCAAGUCGUGCUUCGGCAUCACCGUCAAAGACGGCCGCGUGGUGAUCGGUUCGAGCAAUCACCAACAACUCGAAAUAGCCCUUGCCAACCUCGACCGAUUCCUCAAACAAGCCGAGUAUGAUCCUGCAAUUUCGCCAGAUAUGACCGCGCGCUGGCAUCAGACGCUGCUCCGCUAUCUUGACAUCCAGACACUCAAAUACGAAUACGCGACACUCUUCGCACAGCUCACCAUGGAGUGGCUGUCGGUCAAGAAAGACCCAAGCUCACAGCCUCCCCUUGCUGCAUCCCACGAUGACUUUGAGAAGCUCGCGAGCACGGCCAAGACGGAAAGUCGGCAGGCGUGGGAGAAGGUCGUGUUCACUCCUGCUGGCCAUGACGCCGAGACUAUCACUGCUUUCCUCACAGAGCUCUUUUCUGGAAUCGGUCCCCCUGAACAGGAGGGAGAGACUGACCAAGCACGGGGCGUGGAGAAGACGUUAUGCGCACUCCGGGACAAAGUUGCAGCCUUCGAAAACAGUCUCUCCCUGGGACAGAUUACAUUUGUAACUCUCAACUGGGUGAUCAAUGGGCUGUUGAAUUCCGACCUGGUGACGGACAAGCAACGGGCUGCCUUGCGAGAGUUCCAGAAAGAUGACACCGUCCUAACUGAGUUGUCCGACGUGCUCAACAUGCGGCUGGCCCGCCUACAUGCGUGGACAUGGGGGCCUGCUGUCCACGUCGAGCAAAGACGCCAGAUGAAUGGGACAUACCAGAUCCGCAUGCAUGAAGACCUCAUCCAGGCGAUAUUCUUGCAAUACCUUGGUGUCAGGUGGUCCGUAUUUUUCAAAAGCGCCCUGCAUGACUUCCGAAAGACGCGCCAUUACUGGAAAACCCUGCGAUCCCAGGUCCCGGCUAUCGAUAAAAAGCGUCGCGAGUUCUUCCUCGACAAAUGCAGUGAUAAACCCAGUGUGCAAAUCACCAAGGAAUCCAUUCAUCGAAAGGCGUAUUUUGUCUCGCAGCUGCUUGAUACCGAGUUCCAAAUCCGAAAGCAAGAGGAAGGCGAAGAAGAGGCCUCCUCUUGGGGUCAUGCCAAAAAGGCCCGAGCAAAGCAGUCCGCACACAGAGUACAAUCACCGGCGGGGGUGGCGAGAUUCCUCAAGGCAGCCGAUUCUGUUGAAGACGAGGCCAUGGCAGAAUCUGAUGAGGAUAUGGGGUUUGCUCUGUUCGACGACGAGCACGUCACUUCUCACGACCCGGAUGCCACCUACGAUGACAUCUGGGGCACGAGCGUGAAGUCACCGGCCAACCAGUCGCAGGCGAAACAGAACCUUUUACUUCUCUUGAGCGCAGACACAAUCAUCAACAAACGGCUCCAUGGGGAGAUUACUUGCUUCCGGGCUCAGUACGAAUCCCUGUACCCGAGCCUGCCUCAUUCCACAAUUCUGGCAGUCCUCACCUUCCUCGGCGUAUCGGAAAAGUGGCUGGGCUUUUUCGAGAAGUUCCUCGCUGCGCCGUUGAAGUUUAUGGAUGAGCCCGAUGCAGAGCCGCGAACGCGCCGACGGGGAACCCCGGGGUCGCACGUAUUGAGUGAGCUAUUUGGCGAGACUACACUCUUCUGCCUUGACUUUAUGAUCAAUCAGGAAUGCGACGGCGAGCUACUCUGGCGAGUCAACGACGAUAUGUGGUUCUGGUCUCGCGAUCAAGAAACAUGCGUGACCGCGUGGAAGGCUAUUCAGCGCUUCAACGAGACGAUGGGCAUUUCCAUCAGCGCAGACACCAGUGGCGGUGCUCAUAUAACCGUUGAGAAAACGGAGCAGAAAUCGACCCUUCACCCUGUUCUACCCAAGGGCAAAAUUAGAUGGGGAAUGCUGUACCUCAACGCCGAGUCCGGCAAUUUCGAGAUCGACCAAGAAAUGGUAGACGAGCAUAUCAAGGAGUUACAGCGCCAGCUGGACGACAAGCAAGGCAGUGUUUUUGGGUGGAUUCAGGCCUGGAACUCUUACGCAUCCACGUUCUUCACUUACAAUUUUGGGAUGCCGGCGAACUGUUUCGGCCAACGACACGUCGACAUGAUGUUACAGACGCACGAGCGGAUUCAACGCAAGAUAUUCUCUCUGGGUCCGGAAGGAGGAGGUAAAGGGGACAGCAGCGUGAUCACUUUCCUCCGUGACAAGAUUCAAUCACGCUUCGGAACGGAGAAUCUCCCCGAUGGAUACUUCUUCCUCCCGAUCGAUCUCGGCGGGCUAGAGCUAUCCAGCCCGUUCAUCAACCUCGUUGCCCUCCGUGACUCGAUCGUGUCCAACCCGGACUCCCUGCUCGAAGAUUUCUUCGAAGCAGAGAAAAGUGCAUACGCCUCUCUCAAGCGACGAUACGACGAAAAGGACAAAGACAGCCUUAGGUACCAACGUCGUUAUCGCCCUGAAGAUGCGGACCACUUCAUGUCAUUCGAGGAAUAUACCCGUCACCGGGAGUCUGUUGACUACGGUUUCCAGCACCAGUUGGUAUGGGUCUAUGAUCAACUCUUGAAGCGGCCGCAGCAGGAGGAGAUCCGCCAGGAUGUCUCCGGACCCGUGACCUUGGGUCUUGGUCAGCUGCAGAGCCAGCUCAAUUUAUCUGGGAUCCGGUCGGACUGGAUGAUGAUGUCGUCCUACUGGAAAUGGCUGGCGCAGCUGUAUGGGCCGGAGAUUGUGGAUCGGUUUGGUGGGUUCAAUAUCGUCGACCCAGGGUUGUUGCCCAUCGGGCUGGUGAGCCAGUUCCGCAGUGGUAGGGUCAGUUGGACGGAGGAGUAAGACACAUUGUGAUGGGAGUGAUCUUAGUAGUUGAUUUGAACUUGCCAGUCUGAGCUUUGGUGUAAGCGUUCAGGUUGCUCAGGAAGCUGCUUAGGGCAGCGAGGUGAUUAAUUCAUUCUGUGCUCCGGGAGGCGAUGAUUUCCCGAAUCGGCAGUUUUACCGUCACCUAUAUUACUACAAGAGGCCCUGGAUGAGCAACUCGCAUCAAAUUGAGACUUUAAAGUAUUCUGGCUCUGUUGACGUGUGUCAGCAAGGUAGAUUCCAUGUCCAAGGAGUCAUGCACCACAAAUGAUAACAAGUCCAAUCUCAACCCUUGAGAACUAAGCCCAGCUCCCAGCAGCGAAAAAUCCAUUCCCAAGGACUCGGGAGCUGCAACAAAACAGAAAAGGUCCAAAGGGUACUAUCAACCAGGUGUCCGCAUCGUUGCUAGACGAAGAAGCGAGUCUGGUAUUGACCGACUUAGAUCAAGAGCCCCGUUCAGCAUGCGGGACGAGUGCAAUCAUUGCAGAGAAGAAACGCAGGCCAGUGAGGAAUAAUACGACAAGAAUGAAACAAAGAAAUAAACACAGAAAGACAACGAAGAAAAGAGCCCAGAUAAAAAAGUG
Molecule: messenger RNA, 3674 nt
Organism: Penicillium brasilianum
Lineage: Eukaryota; Fungi; Ascomycota; Eurotiomycetes; Eurotiales; Aspergillaceae
Source: the annotation of a GenBank genome assembly